UGUACGUAUUAGUCUUCAUCGCAGAUUCAAGCUGGAUAGGCUUGGUAAAGUUAGCAUUAAUUAGUUUUAUAUCUCCCGUUAUUUACGGUUACGCUUAUAAAAUCUGGGCUUUACUUUAAGUUUGUUUGUGAGUACAGGAAAAUGGCAAAAGCUUUUGCUCUUUUUAUCUUUGUAGUAGCGACUCUUGUUAGUCAGAACACUGGAAAUGUCAUGAGGCUUCAAGGUUGUGGUGGACGAGUUUUCGUUGACGAAGCGGUCGUGAUUGAUGCUCCUUUGCGUGUAGAUUGCGUGUGGGAGUUUGAAACGCAAGAGGACCGUAUCCUAGUUGUGAGUAUCGUAAACGGAAACUUAAACGAUGCCGAAGAGUAUUUCAGUAUUCAUGAUGGAACUGAUAGCGAUUCUCCGAUUCUCCGCGUAGAAAAUCAGAAGAUUCACGAAGUUUCACGAAAAGAUUUGCCACAGUCCGUGUACACGACUCUACCCGAAGCCAGCAUUCGAUUCAGAAAGACACCUACUUCAAAUUUGCAACUCAGAAUUCAGAAGGCUGUUCCCUGUCCAUUCAAUCUAGGGCUAGAUAGUCAAUGUGGUCGAGUGGUUGACGAGCUUUCGUGUUAUUGUGCUACAUUCACUAACAGAGUUCAGACAGAUCAAACAAUGUAUUGUAUUGACAACAACAUGAAAUUGAUAUCUUUCGAAAAUGCAACCGAAGAGCAGAUAAUUCAAUCAACCUGGGGAACUCAAGUGGAAUAUUGGACUUCAUUGACCGAUACCCGGCGAGACGGAACUUGGCUCUGGGAGAGCUCGAUGACCGUUGCUGUUUACACAAAUUGGUAUCCUGGAAAACCGAAUACUGUGGCUUCCAACACCGAUGAUUGCAUGGUCUACGGUGGUGCAAAAUUCUUGACUUUUUGGGGUGAUACUUCUUGUGGAACUAUGGCUCAUGCUAUUUGCGAAGCCAACCCAUAACUCGUAAUCAAAUGACCAGCAUGUAUGUGACCAAUCCAACUGGAAAAUAAAAUGUUAAUAUAGGCAAAACUUACAUUUGUGUAAUAAACUAUUUGCUUUUCACUUAA
Daphnia magna is the source of this 1073-nucleotide messenger RNA. Its product is annotated as CD209 antigen-like protein D. Gene Ontology annotation, cellular component: external side of plasma membrane. The coding region runs from base 142 to 966 and encodes 274 amino acids. Lineage: Eukaryota; Metazoa; Arthropoda; Branchiopoda; Diplostraca; Daphniidae. Gene Ontology annotation, molecular function: carbohydrate binding. Gene Ontology annotation, biological process: biological process involved in interspecies interaction between organisms. The record is from RefSeq and is a predicted model, not a curated record. The transcript is spliced from 6 exons.